AUGUUGCUUUCCAUUCACCAGGGCUUGAAAGCUUGCACGCCGACCAAAGGCAGUGGAGAAGUUUAUGACCACGUGUUCCGCUCACAGUUCGGCUUUAAACAAUCUGGAUUGGGCAAUGGGGAUGCAAAUGAUGCAUGUGAAUCAGGACGACCCACAGAUCUUAGUGAGGAUGAAAAGGCCGUCCCUAAUCUAAUCAGAUUCUCAGUUGACUAA
Messenger RNA from Rodentolepis nana, 213 nucleotides. The record is from the annotation of a GenBank genome assembly. NCBI's taxonomy places the organism in Eukaryota, Metazoa, Platyhelminthes, Cestoda, Cyclophyllidea, Hymenolepididae.